UCGAUGACACUUUUAUAUCAGAUUAUAGAUGCACUAUACAUCCAAGAAAUUCAUCACUCAAAUGCCAGCCCCGGGGAUGGUACUUUCAUCAGCAUACAAGACUCUGCGUACCAAGUUGUGGUAUAGGCGCUUUUACAACCCAAUUUGAAUGCAUGGGAGCAUGCAGAAGUGUUGAAGCAUGCGGAUUCCCGGUGGAGAGCUCCCUCUGCCUGCUCAAGGUGUUUGCUGUCUAUGCCUACGAUCCCAUAGCGAAAGGUUGCUUUAUGGCGUACGACUGUUCUUUGUUUGGAAAUAAGUUCCCUACCGCCAGAGAAUGUCAACGAACUUGCGAAGGAGGACGAUUCGAAGCUCUGACUCAAAAAAUAGACUACGAUUCCCUUCUGGCUGCCGGGCAACAGAGAAUGGUCGGCCCACCAGGCUCGUUUCAGUCGCAAACACAAAUAGGCGGAUCCGGAGGGGUCGGGCUUUCACAAUUUCCAACCGGUCCAGGACAAUUGCCGGGAAGCACCCAAGUAUCGGGCUCAAAUGACAGUUGGAACACUUCUCUACAGCACCAAACAAGCUCGUCCCAGCAGUCAUCUGCUACUUCGCUGACAGGAACAACGAUUAGCUCGACGGAAAACGGACAACAGCAGGGAGGCCAUACGUCAACCGGGAGCCAGACUCUCAGCACAACCGCAGGUGGCACAACUCAUGUGACUGGGUCGCAGUCCAGUACUGGCGGUGGAGCUGUGGUCAUCCAAACAAUAAAUGGGACGCGUGCCAAUGCUUCGCUGAUGCCGGGAACGUACGGAAUGGGAGGCGCGACGCUGCCUGAGGGAAUCACGUGGCUAAGUCGGGCGCAGGGCUCGUUUCUCGGACGAACCAAUAAAACGUCUGGGGUACUUGCACGCGCCGAGUUCGUGUGGGAUGCACGUGCGGCACUCGUGCUGAAGUUCAGUCCGAGUUCGAGCACGCUCAUCUCGGGCUGA
This is a messenger RNA of Rhipicephalus sanguineus (brown dog tick), 971 nucleotides long. RefSeq names its product apomucin-like. NCBI's taxonomy places the organism in Eukaryota, Metazoa, Arthropoda, Arachnida, Ixodida, Ixodidae. The coding region runs from base 153 to 971 and encodes 272 amino acids. The transcript has 8 exons. The record is from RefSeq and is a predicted model, not a curated record. Gene Ontology annotation, molecular function: serine-type endopeptidase inhibitor activity.